Messenger RNA from Tripterygium wilfordii, 2364 nucleotides. RefSeq lists its product as uncharacterized. Lineage: Eukaryota; Viridiplantae; Streptophyta; Magnoliopsida; Celastrales; Celastraceae. Gene Ontology annotation, biological process: regulation of asymmetric cell division. The transcript is spliced from 7 exons. Bases 607 to 2139 code for a protein of 510 amino acids. The record is from RefSeq and is a predicted model, not a curated record.
UGACUUACCAAACUACUCACAUGAAAUAUUCAUUUGAGAUGAGACGGACCUAAAUAAUGUUUGACGUUGUUGUAAAUUUCUCCGGCGGAGAUGAUAAACAACCGUCAACAAACUUUCCGGCGACAGCGCGCACACAAAGAUCGCCUUUAGUAUUUGAAUUUCGAACUAGUAUCGUCAGAAUCGCCGACGUCUCUGUCAGUGGUUUCGGGAUUCAUUUAUACGACGAGUCAAAAAGUGCGUAAGAGAGAGGAAAAAUACUCGCGGAGCGGAUCAUUGAUGCUGCCGAAAAGAAUUUUCUCGGGAGAAUGAUAUCGCUGUUUGGCAGGCAAGAAAAUUAAGAAGAGGCCGUUUUAAGCUUUUGAGCUGGUGUAUUAACACAGAGAGAGACCUCUCAAUUCAUCUUCCUGGGUGCGUGUAUUAUUUCCCAUUUUCCCCUGCCUCUUAAGAACCUGAAGGGUGUCUGUGGAAUUUGAAGGUGGAUAGGCCUGGUCUGUGUCGGCUGAUCUAGAAGGAUUGGUUGCACAUUCCCGAGUACGUGCAUGAAGAUAUUGUCUCUGAUAUUUCCCAAUACAAGCAAAACAUGAAAUUCGGCAGGUCUAAUGCGUAAUGGUGUCCACAGAGAUCUCAAUGGUCCAUGUUGGUAUAUUUCUGGUUUCACCGUCAUUUACUAUGUUGCUUGCAGAGAGUGAAGAAGCAUUUUCCCAAGGAACCAUUGGGCAUAAGCCGGAUUCUAAACCUUCUGAUUAUGAUAAGGAUGCUUUGAACGCUGCGUGGUUGAAGUUGGGAAAUGAUGAAAUGAAGGAAAAUCAGAAUGGAGUUCUUUGUGGUUUUAAGGUCAAUGAGGAAGAAACAGAUCAAUCACCACACAUGAUAAAUGAUAAUGGUUGGACUGCAUCAGAACUUCAUUGCUGUAUGAGAGCUGUGGAUUCCACUGAAAGGGUGGAAAAUGAUGCUAAAGAUAUCUUGGCACCUGAAACUCAUUAUUGUGUGAAAAGCAAAUCAUUUGAGGACACUGCUUUUUUUAUGGAGAAAGGUGUUACGGAUUGUGGUCUCCCAGAACUGUUAGUUUGCUACAGAGAGAACUCUUAUCAUGAUGUCAAGGAUAUUUGUGUCGAUGAGGGUGGUGUGCCUUUGAAGAACAAAUUUGUGUUUGAAGAUGUUGUCAAUGACAAUAACACUUGCACAUUCGUUCUUCCCAAGAAGAAUCCAAGAAUCGAAACGAUUGAAGAAAAGUUGGAUAUUGACACAUCUAUUCCCUUUGUGUUGAAAUCUGAAGCAGAUAAGGAUUCCAACAAUGAUUUUGCCAAUCAGUGUGAUAGCAAGGAUUUGAUGAUGAAAGGGGAAGCAAAAGGUGACGCACGUUCAAAUAGUGCAGAUGAAGUAUCCGAAGAGAUAUUUUCACUUGGAGACUUGUUUUCAAGGAUAGAUUCCAGUGCAGAGGAGUGUAACCUCGAGUCUACCAUUAGUGACCCAAGUGAAGUCACACAACAGUCUAUUCAGAUCUCAAUUGAAAAGGAAAAUGAGGUCUGCCCAAUCAUGGUUUCUUCGUCUGAAGAAUCAGAUAACGAGAGAGAGAUGGUAAACUUGGUAACCUCCUCCCUAGUUCCCAUAGUUGAGAAAUCUGAAAAUAGUGGCAAAGAAGCAAAUAUGGGAAGCCCUGCUCAAGUUUCCGAUUCUGAAGAUUCAGCCAAUGGUUGUGUUGCCAAUGAUGUAUCUUACAACAGUAAGGUAGAGACGGCAAGCAUCACUUUUGAUUUUGAUUCUUCUGCACCCACAGAGAGCAACAAGGAGGAGUGCCCUCGAAUGAGUGAUUCUGAGCCUUUCCAGACUCCAAAUUUGUCCAGCAUCGAUGAUAUGAAGAGUCGGCUAGUUUCUAGCCAAGCUCGAGAUAGCUAUGGUGAGACAAGCUUCUCUGCUACCGGUCCUUCUUCUGGAGUGAUUACUUAUUCAGGACCUAUAACACAUUCUGGAAGCCUCUCUCUGAGAUCAGAUAGUAGCACAACCAGCACUCGUUCAUUUGCCUUCCCCGUAUUGCAGACAGAAUGGAACAGCAGUCCAGUUAGAAUGGCCAAAGCUGACGGAAGACGUUCUCGGAAGCAUGGAGGUUGGAGGCAAGGUCUUCUUUGCUGUAGAUUCUAACUUCUUCUAUACUAUCCAUAGGUUUAACACAAGAUAUAUAUACAUAUAUUUAUGAUCAAAAUAUAUACGAUUGGGUUUUAGUAAUAUGAAUAGUCAUACAGCUUCCCUUCCCUGAGUUGUCGCAUGCAAGUAUGCUUUGAGUUUGUUCUUGUACAUGCUGGUUGAGAAUCUGGAGAAUAGCUUAUAAUUUUGAUGUCAGUUUAAAAUAUUUUUUUCUUUCUGAAA